Acaulospora colombiana is the source of this 762-nucleotide messenger RNA. The record is from the annotation of a GenBank genome assembly. Lineage: Eukaryota; Fungi; Glomeromycota; Glomeromycetes; Diversisporales; Acaulosporaceae.
AUGUUCCGAGAUCUUAAGCUUUACGUUGUUAUAGAAAAGGUUCUUCUAUUAGAAUCAUCUAAACAUUACGAGAAUCGAGCAAAAACACUUAUUCUGACGGGGAAUGCGCACGAUUAUAUGACUCGUGUAAGGCAAUAUAUAAAAUUUGAGGAGGAACAAUUAUCUGUUUAUUUCCUUCCCAAGACCCAAGCUCCCCUGCUGAAGGUGGUACGAUCCGAAUUGAUAGACAAAAAUGCGCACGUGAUAUGGCAAAUGUUUGAAAAGUCUUUUGUCACCGACAAUGUUAUGCUUUCUGAUAACAAACUUCGGGGUCAAGCGUUGAAAUCAUUGUAUUACUUUCUUUCCAAUAUGGGAUCUAUUGAACUAUUGCAAUUGCUUAUUGGAUCCUAUUAUGAGCAAAAAGGAAACCUCGCGUAUAUGAAAAACACUCAUGAUUGGUACGGGUUGGUGGAUAGUUUGGUUCGGCUUAGAGGUGAAAUCAACACUAUUGUUGAGGGAGGUCACGAAGAUGAAAGGAUGGAGCCAGGAUUUUCAGAAAAGUUGAGUGUGAUGCUUGAAGAUAUAUCUAUUUCUCAAAAAUUGAAUAGGGAUUUUAAAAACUUCUGUUCUAUAAAGGAGAAUUUAGAAGUAUUUGUAAAUGUUCUGACAUUAAAUAGUUGGCCAAAUUACUUAACAAAGUUUGAUUCACCACUAAGGUUGCCAUUAAAUAACAUUUAUGAUAUUCAAAUUCGGCCUAUAUGCGGUCACAUUUAUGAUCUAUAA